Molecule: messenger RNA, 2759 nt
Organism: Chara braunii
Lineage: Eukaryota; Viridiplantae; Streptophyta; Charophyceae; Charales; Characeae
Source: the annotation of a GenBank genome assembly
AGUAGUUAUAAUUUCGCCAGCAGGGGUCGUAGCAAGGGGGGGGGGAAGGCCACACAAGUCACACAGCUGGGUUAUGACAUGGCUGGAUUUGGAUGCCCGGCAUUGUGCGGCACAAUGAUGGGCUCCCGGAAUGUCAGCAGCAGCAGCGUGACAACUGUCACAAGCGUCGUGCAGUCGCGCCGCCGCCGUUGUGCGACGCGAUGUGCGACGACGACGACGACUUUGACGGCUAUGGAAGGAUCAGGUAAUGUGGGACAACAAGAAGAAAGAACAGCGGAAUCAAGGACUCGAAAAGCAGGAAGAGGAGAAAGAGCGGGAGGAGAAAGAGGAGGAGGAGAAAGAGGAGAAAGAGGAGGAGAAAGAGGAGAAGGAGGAGGAGGAGGAGGAGAAGGUAGCAUUUCUAGUGGAUAUGGCGGUGCUAUUUUUAGUAGUGAAAAUGCUAGUGCUAGCAGAAUGGGAGAUGGAGAAUCAGGUAUUACAAAUUCGAUAGGAGAAGGAGAAAGAGGGGGGGGGGGGAUUGGGGAAGAAGGAGAAGGAGAGGUAGAGAGAAGUAGGAGUGGGAGGAUGAGAAGCCAGAGGAGGAUGAAGAUGGGUGCUUUUCAACAUAUCCCACGUGUCUCUCCGUCUCACGAAAUACUAGGAACAGCACUUCGGCGAGCGAGAAUGGUCCGCGCCACCAAGGGUAUUAAGAAUGCGGCUCACAGAGAGCGCAACAAGGCUGCUAAGCAGCUGGAUCUGCUCACUAAAGAGUUGGCUGUCCCUUUGGGUGUUUACGUCAAGGGUUUUCCAAUCCGAGAGCAGUUGCAUGGGUUUGAACGCGCGCUUCUCGAUCUCACCCUUGGUGAUGACGUGUACCAAUCGGUGUUAUCUAGGGUGGAUAUACUGCGCAAGCGUAUUCUUGACCUGGGGAAGAACUACGCAUCAUUGUGCGCGAAAUCGACAGCAAAGAGAGAAGCAGAGACUCGACGAGACGAGGGUUUAAGCAGACUGGAAGAGCUGUUCAAGAGACACAUGUACGAGGUAGAGCGACUGAAGGAAGUGGCCAAAAGUCUACGUGGCUUGCCUGUCGUGAAGCCACGUGUCCCCACUCUCUGCCUCGUUGGCGCACCCAACGUUGGCAAAUCCUCUCUCGUCAGAGUGUUGUCCUCCGGCAAGCCCGAGGUUUGCAAUUACCCAUUUACCACAAGGGGCAUAUCGAUGGGACAUUUCUUUGUAGGUUCAAGGAGACAUCAGGUCACAGACACUCCAGGACUCUUGUGUAGACCAGAUGAGGAAAGAAACAAUAUGGAAAAACUCACUCUUGCUGCGAUUGCCUAUCUCCCGACAGCGGUCCUCUUCGUUCACGAUCUGACGGGAGAGUGCGGUAUGUCGCCAGCACAGCAGCUGUUAAUCUACAAAGAGUUGAGGGCAAGAUUCCCUGAUCGCCCUUGGAUCGACGUCAUAUCGAAGGCAGAUCUUCUCCUUCCUCCACCUUCUCCACCACCACCUCCUUUUUCACCACCACCUCCUUUUUCUCCUCCUCCUCCUUUUUCUCCUCCUCCUCCUCCUCUUGAAAUCGGCGAAGAACAAGGAAGAGGAAGAGGACUUGCUGAUGAUGGAUUAGCGCGAUUGUCCUCCUCCUCCUCCUCCUCCUCCUCCUCCUCCUCCUCCUCCGUCUCUUCCUCAUCCUCAUCUUCCUCUUCCUCCCCCUCCUCCUCCUCCUCCUCCUCCCUGUCUUCCUCUUCCUCCUCCUCCUCCUCCUUCUCCUCCUCCUUCCUGUCUUCCUUGUCCUCCUCCUCUUCCUCUUCCUCGUCCUUCCCCUCCUCCUCGCCCCCCUCCUCGGAAAUAUCGAAGGCAGAAGGAGGAAAAGGUGAUGAACGUGACGGAGAUGGAGGAGGGGUAAUAUCCUCCUCCUCCUCCUCCUCCUCCUCCUCCUCCUCUUUGACGAGGAACGGGUUGCUUUCCGCCCCCCAAGAGGUGCCUGAGCAAGAGGCAGAUCCUCUUGCUGCCGCUCAUCGUCGUCCUCCUCCUUCCCUUCCUUCUUCUUGGGCUCAUUCCGUUGGAGGAGGAGGAGGAGGAGGAGUAAGGGGAGAGAGAGGAGGUGAUUGUGCUGGAUUGUCCUCCGUUGAAGAACAGUUAAAGACAGAGACAGAUCCACCUGCUGGUCCUCUUUCCCCCGCAUCUCAUCUGAUCUCGCCCCUGGUUGUGUCUGAUGAGAGGCACUCCCAUAUGGCGGUAGGAGGAGGAGGAGGAGGAGGAGAAGGACGUGAAGAAGAAGUAGAGAAAAAAGGAGGAGGAGGAGGAGAACAAGGGUGUGCAAUUUUGUCCUCCCCCUGGCCUGUUGAAGAUGUCGAGACAUACAUCUCUCGAGGUCCCUUAGGUGCUAUUAGGGUUUCAGUCUCAACGGGGGAGGGCAUUGCCGAGCUCAAGGAGAAAGUGCAGUCCUUGCUGUCGAAAAGGAGUCUCAGGAGAAUAGAACACCUAGACAGGGAAGGUGAUGGAGUGGAGGGCGAGGGGGAGGAGGGGGAGGCGGAGGGGGAGGAGGAGGAGGGCCAUGUCUACGGAAGGCAUGAAGAUGAUUUUCAUGAUGGCGAUGAUGAUUAUGAUGAUGAUGAUAGUGAUGAUGGUGAUGGUUUGGAGGAGGAGAGAGGCAGUGGAGCUGGAGGGGGAAGAAGGGCAGAAAUGCGCGGGAAGACGGAGAAGAGAGGAGAGGAGGAGUUUCGUUACUACCCAGCCUGGCCGGGAAUCAAUUCUUGAGUGAAUAAAAAAUGAGGGGAUUU